GCGCCUCCUGCGAACUGCCGGCGCGCUCCGGGCGUCGCAACGGCGUUUGCUUGGACGAGGUGGCACUGGUGCAAAGUCAAUUGACCUUUUGCCGAGACGUGGUGCAGUAUCGCGCCUGCAUCCCGGCGCAUCAACCGCUCUGGCCGGAUUGGAACGCCACCAAAAAGGAUGCCAUGCUCGCGCGACUCUUCAAGGGGGUCGUAGAGAAGCGCUUGGCGAAGGAGUUGAACGUCACACCCAAAGAGUUUGUGUCGAUUCACCUUUUGUCGCGACCCUACAAGUUUCACACGGAAGCACCACAUGCAGUGAACGAUGUCCUGCAGAUGGAUGAUCAAUGUGACAGUGGCGAUUGCAGCUUAGAACUCAUCCACUUGCGGGGGCAGCGACAGGAUCAUGCCAUCAGGUUGAUCAAUCAUCAGAUUGAAGACAACAAGAAGUACGAGGUUGCGGUUGCCGACGACAGUGCAGCAACUUGCAGCCCAGAGGGUGGAGCUCAGAUCACUUGUGCGGAGACCCACAAGUGCUGCACAUCCAAACGUUCCUACUUGGCAGGCACAGCACAUGAGAGUCAGCCGCGUUUGGCCCUCUAUGCAAUUUGCUGCCCUUUGGACACGCAUUGCAAAUUUGACACCAUCUUCGUCUCAUGCGCACCCGGCGCCGGACCAGAUGACUACUCUGGAGUGAUUGCGGGCUUGCAGUACAACCAGAAUGAAAAGGCUGAGAUGAACCAGGAUGCUGCUGCGUUGAUCAAUCAUCAGAUUGAAGACAACAAGAAGUACGAGGUUGCGGUUGCCGACGACAGUGCAGCAACUUGCAGCCCAGAGGGUGGAGCUCAGAUCACUUGUGCGGAGACCCAAAAGUGCUGCACAUCCAAACGUUCCUACUUGGCAGGCACAGCACAUGAGAGUCAGCCGCGUUUGGCCCUCUAUGCAAUUUGCUGCCCUUUGGACACGCAUUGCAAAUUUGACACCAUCUUCGUCUCAUGCGCACCCGGCGCCGGACCAGAUGACUACUCUGGAGUGAUUGCGGGCUUGCAGUACAACCAGAAUGAAAAGGCUGAGAUGAACCAGGAUGCUGUUGCGUUGAUCAAUCAUCAGAUUGAAGACAACAAGAAGUACGAGGUUGCGGUUGCCGACGACAGUGCAGCAACUUGCAGCCCAGAGGGUGGAGCUCAGAUCACUUGUGCGGAGACCCACAAGUGCUGCACAUCCAAACGUUCCUACUUGGCAGGCACAGCACAUGAGAGUCAGCCGCGUUUGGCCCUCUAUGCAAUUUGCUGCCCUUUGGACACGCAUUGCAAAUUUGACACCAUCUUCGUCUCAUGCGCACCCGGCGCCGGACCAGAUGACUACUCUGGAGUGAUUGCGGGCUUGCAGUACAACCAGAAUGAAAAGGCUGAGAUGAACCAGGAUGCUGUUGCGUUGAUCAAUCAUCAGAUUGAAGACAACAAGAAGUACGAGGUUGCGGUUGCCGACGACAGUGCAGCAACUUGCAGCCCAGAGGGUGGAGCUCAGAUCACUUGUGCGGAGACCCAAAAGUGCUGCACAUCCAAACGUUCCUACUUGGCAGGCACAGCACAUGAGAGUCAGCCGCGUUUGGCCCUCUAUGCAAUUUGCUGCCCUUUGGACACGCAUUGCAAAUUUGACACCAUCUUCGUGUCAUGCGCACCCGGCGCCGGACCAGAUGACUACUCUGGAGUGAUUGCGGGCUUGCAGUACAACCAGAAUGAAAAGGCUGAGAUGAACCAGGAUGCUGUUGCGUUGAUCAAUCAUCAGAUUGAAGACAACAAGAAGUACGAGGUUGCGGUUGCCGACGACAGUGCAGCAACUUGCAGCCCAGAGGGUGGAGCUCAGAUCACUUGUGCGGAGACCCACAAGUGCUGCACAUCCAAACGUUCCUACUUGGCAGGCACAGCACAUGAGAGUCAGCCGCGUUUGGCCCUCUAUGCAAUUUGCUGCCCUUUGGACACGCAUUGCAAAUUUGACACCAUCUUCGUCUCAUGCGCACCCGGCGCCGGACCAGAUGACUACUCUGGAGUGAUUGCGGGCUUGCAGUACAACCAGAAUGAAAAGGCUGAGAUGAACCAGGAUGCUGUUGCGUUGCUUCGCCUGAACGGAGGCCGCCCCAGCCCGUGGGCUUGUGGUCUGCGGACCGGCGCGGGGUGGCCUUCAAUGCCGGGGCUUUGGGUCCAUCUGAAGGACAAUCCGGACUUUUUCCAGGACUUCAACCCGGGAACGGGGAAGUACUUCGAGUGCACCCUUUACGAUGAAGGGCACCGAGAACAAGGCAAGGGUGUCUGGCGCGUUAGCGGCCCGGAACCGAGGAGGAAGGACGGCAUCUGGGCAGCCGCAAAGCUCAUUGCUGUCAGCGACGAUCACCUUUACUGGUGGCUGACCAAGGGCGGUGGCAGGGAUGCGUCCCGGAAAUUCUGGCUUCAUUUUUGUGUGUCCGACGAGGCAAGUUGCAGCAAGACCAAGAAGAAGCCGAAGGUAGAAUUCCACACCGACUACUUCCGUACCUUGGACGCCGGUGAUCUGGUGAACCUCCGUGUUCCGUGGUUCAAGGUGGCACCUGCCAAAGACGACAUCGCUGACGAGGUGACAAAACUGACAGGUGGAGCCCUGCGGGGUGGUAAAAAGAAGCCUGCAAAGCCAGGGCAGGCAGGCCGUGGUGAUUUGGACUGGAGCUUGUCGGACCAAGAGUCUCUCCCUGACUUGGCGGCUGGCGAAGAUGAGGAUGUCCGUCACCGAUUGGCGGAUCUCAAGCGCCAGACUGCUGGGGAGCCUGCCAGGCGCAAAGAUGAACCAGCUGGCAAGCGCAAACGUAGAAGGCGUGAUAGAUCUCGCAGCAAGCAAAAGCAACGCAGCCGUGACCGCAAGCGAAGCAGGUCGCCUGACAAGGCCAAGCAUCAACCCCUUUGGUUUGGAAAGAGGGUGAGUGUGAGUCCCUGCGGGGAGGAAUCAUCAGGAAGUGACCGUGGACAGUCAUACCGCGGUGACGAGAAGAAACGGGUGAGGUCACGAUCACCCAGUCGUGAAAAGAAAAAGAAAAAGAAAACCAAAAAGGACAACCAGGUUGAUCGUGGUCCCUAUGGUGUUGGACAGCGUGUCCGGUAUGAUGGAAAGAGCAGUGGUGACCCAUCAUCUGAGGAUGAGACUGGGCAGCAAGAUGAGCAAGUUUUUCGCGCGGGGCCCUCCACCACGUCCAAGCAUCUUCAGCUUCAGGAGUACGCAGAGAAAACACCGGGACGCCUCACAGCCCGUCUCCUGCGGAAGAUGAGGGACAUUCUAGCCCGAGAGGAGGGCCCCAUGAACCGGGGCACAGCGACAAAUCUGACGCCGUCGGCAGCCAGCUCUUACUUCCUCACGGUCCUCCUGCCGCAGUACAAGGACCGCUUGACGUUGAGGACAAGCAGGGAGCUGCGGACGACGGCCAAGGCACUGGAUCUCCUGGCGCAAGGCCGAUCAGAUCGAGCGGGAGACGUGCUAGCACAGAGAUACAAGGCACUGGAACUCUUUCUGGCCGACCAGACAUGGUCGAGAGCUCAGUUCUUGGAGUUGAUUCCGCCCGAGGGCGCGUCACUCGUCGAAAAAGACGAAAUGCUGAUGGCAUCAAAGGAGCAGACGGUAGAGCAGAAGAUGCGGGCGACCAUCGGCACUCCGCAGUGGAGAGCUCCCCACAAGGGGGACGGAAAAGGAGUCGGAGAAACCCCCAGUCGCAUGACGGCUAGCCCUGCCCUCUUAAGGGUCAAAAGUCUGGCUGCGGCCAAGGCAACUGUCAAGAGGCCCAAGAGCCCAGUUGCAAAGCCUCGUGCUCAUAAGCACCCGCCCGCGGGCGAGCUUGAACACUUGGACAAGGUCUCCCCGGAAGUACCCUCGGAGCUCUCUGAUGACGCUGAGGGAUGCCCUCCGAAUCUGCUCAAGCUGAAUCUCAGGUUGGCCGAAAAUCUUAGUGACUGGUCGGGUUACGUCAGGGACCUUUUUAAGGUCCGGGCCACCUUCACCGAUUUGGGAAGGCACCUGCUGGAGCUGUUGUCAACCAUGCCUACCCCCUUGGGCAAUUUCGUCCGUUCAUAUUGUUUGACCGCGCAACCCUCCACCGCGGGGGAAGGCUCAAAGGCCGAUGGGCAUGGUGAUCUCCUCCCUAUACCGAUGUGGCGGAUCACAACCAAGAUCGAAGGUGUCACCGACAACAACAUCGAUUGGGUGAAGGCUAUGGUGGCUGUGAUUGACUUCCAGUAUUGCACUGGCUGGGCAAAACCGAUCUGUGUGCCGGUGCCAGACGCGUUGUCGUUGUGUCAGAAGGCGGCAAUCACAGAGUUAGCUGGCGUGGUUGAUUCCAACAUCUUGUCGGCUGACACACUGUUGCCCUUUGCGGACUGUGAUCGCCUCCUCUCCUCAAAGAAGUAUGACUAUGCCGGGCGACCCGUGGAAUACAUGGAGGACCUGGUGUGCGACAAAGUGGUCAUGGCAUGGCCAAGGAGGGGUCAGGCCGGCGUGCAGUCUAUUGAAGCUUUUCUGACCCCUGAGACCCUUGCAGCGUUUCAAGACCCCCACAAGCUGCUCCUCCCGCGGGAGAGAAUGCCUUCAAAUGCUCCACGCUCACGGGUCAGAGCCAGUGACGCUGAAUGGUUCAAGAUCGUUCAAGCUGCAUGGGAGCGUGGCAUGAUGCGGCCAGUCAAUGAUGCAGAUGUCCCGCGGGACAGGUCUGGGCACCUCAUUACAAAUGGUGCUGGGGCUGUCUUCAAGGAAAAGAUGGUGGACGGCAAGGCGAUUGCCGCGCAGCGGUUUAUCUCAAUCCUUUGCCCGAUCAAUGCAGUGACGACCCCACUGGUGGGGGCACAGGAUACGUUGCCCUACAUUGGGCAAAUCACUGGGCUCAUGCUGGAAGAAGAUGAAGCCCUGUACCUUGAGAGUGAAGACCUGCAGUCGGCGUUCAACCUGUUCUCUGUCCCGGACAGAUGGCUGCCCUUUUUCAGUUAUAGCAAGAAGGUGGACGGGGCAGCGAUGGGCCUCCCUGCGGGCACUAUGGUCAGGCCAGCCUUGAGCGUGAUCCCAAUGGGCUGGCAUUCCGCAGUGGGACUGGUUCAAGAAGCGGUGCGUGAUGUGGUUUUCCGGCGCGCCGGGGUACCUCGAACCAUCUCCACAGAAAAGCACCGACCACUGCCUGAGGGCAAGAGUUUUGCGGUGGUCUACCUGGACAAUUUUGAUGAGAUUGAGAUCAUCAAGAAGGUUGACCUGGAAAUUCACAAGGAAGGCACAGACAUGUCCGAUUACCACCAGCGCUUCAAUGCGGCAUGCGACGAGGCGGGAUUGCCCCGCAACGAGAGCAAGCAGCUGAUCCAUGCUUUUGCAGGCGGAAUGCAAGGUGGUGAAUUUGACGGCAUGAGAGGCGUCUUAAAGUUGGGUUCGGACAAGCUGCGCAACUACAUCCAGCUCAGCCUCGCUCUCUUGGCCCGCCGAUCGCAUGGAAUGAAUUUCAGCUGCGGCACUGGACAGGGAAAACGGCCUUCCUGGCGACGUUCAAGCGGUCGCUUUUCUCAGGCAUGGGCAACAUUUUCAACCUGA
Cladocopium goreaui is the source of this 5567-nucleotide messenger RNA. The record is from the annotation of a GenBank genome assembly. Lineage: Eukaryota; Dinophyceae; Suessiales; Symbiodiniaceae.